GACGAGCUGUCGGCCGCCCCCCCCCACGUGCGGCGGCUCCGGGAGCGUUUGGGGAAGACACCGAACCCGGCCCUGUUCUGGUCCAUGUUCGCCAGCCGCGGGGACCUCGGGCUGGAGCGCAGCGGGGCUGGGAGCCUGCGCUGCCCUGUCCUGCUCGUGGUCGGUGACAACGCCCCCCAUGAGGACGCUGUGGUGGAGUGCAAUGCCAAGCUGGACCCCACCCAGACCUCCUUCCUGAAGAUGGCCGACGGCGGGGGGCAGCCCCAAAUCUCACAGCCGGGGCGUCUCACCGAGGCCAUCAAGUACUUCCUGCAGGGGAUGGGCUACAUGGCGGCCUCGACCAUGACCCGUCUGUCCCGCUCCAGGACCGGCUCCUGCUGUGCCCCGGGGGGGGAGGGCGGGGCCGAGCGGGGCCGGACCCGGACCCUCAGCAGGGGCAGCGCCGGGGGAGGGGCCGCCCUCCCCCCGACCCCACCCCACCCCUGAAGGACCCCAAAUGGGCCCCGAGACCCCCCUCCCUCCCCCGUUCCCGUUUGAGACCUUCCCAGGAGCCUCCAAUACCCUCCCUCAGAGAUCCCCUCUAAGGGCAGCCCCUGAGACCCCUCGGACCCUCCUGAGACACUCCACCCCCACCGUGUGCCCUGGACCCCCCCGAGACUCCCCUCCCUCCCCCGUGUGCCUCAGAACCCCCCUGAGACUCCCCCUGGGACCCCUCCUCCCCCAGUUAUCACUGGGAACUGUCUGAGACCCCCCCCCUCACCACCACAAGUGACCUUUGACCCCAUUGUCCACUUGUCAAUAAAGGGUCAAAUCAGCAAC
Molecule: messenger RNA, 819 nt
Organism: Corapipo altera (White-ruffed manakin)
Lineage: Eukaryota; Metazoa; Chordata; Aves; Passeriformes; Pipridae
Product: protein NDRG2-like
Exons: 7
Biological process (GO): signal transduction
Cellular component (GO): cytoplasm
Source: RefSeq, a predicted model, not a curated record